AUGGCUGAAAUUCAAGAAGCGGCGCGUCUGAAAGCAAAAGGAAACGAAGCAUUUAAAGAGAAGAAGUAUCACAAAGCGAUCACUUAUUAUACAGAGAGUCUGGAAUGUUUCGCUGAUCCAGUGGUAUUCAGUAAUCGAGCACAGGCAGAACUGAAUGUAGAUCUUCCUGUACUGGCACAAGUUGACUGUACUGCUUCUAUUCAAAGAGAUCCAUCAGCAGCGAAAGCAUAUUUUAGAAGAGCUCAAGCAUUCAAAGCAAUGGAAUUAUAUGAGUUAGCAUACAAAGAUAUGGUGAAAUGUGCUGAAUAUUUAAAAGAUGAGAAAAUGGAAAAGCAGGCAGAAGAGUUGAAAGGAAAGAAAAAUAUCGCAGUUUUAGAGCUGGAUUUAAUUGAAAGAAACGAGUUCCUUCAGUCUAAAGAUGCACUCAAAAAGAUUACAAUUUCCUAUGAUAAAGAGAAAAUUGAAGAAGUGUUAUUGAAGCAACCAGAUGAAGAGAAAGCACCGAAAUAUCUCACGAAACUGCCACCGCAUCCAAAAGAUUAUCAAGAUUUUGUUGCCGCUGUCAGUUUACUCAGUAAAGCUCCUUCCCUAUUGCCUCUUGCUGAAUACUUUUUGAACAUCAAAGUAGAAAAGUAUCACGAGUUGUUCGAUGUACUUCUGGAUGAUGCAUACGCUUCUCACAUCUUCAACGCUCUCAACUUCCAUCUCAAAACCAACCGUACCAUUCCAAAUCUCGCUGAAAGAAUGCUGAAACUUGCCGAUCUCAGUCGUUUCGAUCUCCUUAUUGCACUGAUGCCUAAUAGUCAGAAAACGGUUAUCGCUGAAAUCUGCAAAUACUUGAAAUCAGAAGAAGCGUUUACCGUGACGACUAGGUAUAAUUGUUAA
This is a messenger RNA of Caenorhabditis remanei, 885 nucleotides long. RefSeq lists its product as uncharacterized. Gene Ontology annotation, molecular function: protein binding. The transcript has 2 exons. The record is from RefSeq and is a predicted model, not a curated record. Bases 1 to 885 code for a protein of 294 amino acids. Lineage: Eukaryota; Metazoa; Nematoda; Chromadorea; Rhabditida; Rhabditidae.